Messenger RNA from Schistosoma curassoni, 2073 nucleotides. The record is from the annotation of a GenBank genome assembly. Lineage: Eukaryota; Metazoa; Platyhelminthes; Trematoda; Strigeidida; Schistosomatidae.
AUGGGAGCCUAUAUGUCUAAACCGAAAACAGAGAAAAUCUCUGAAGAUGGGGCGAAUCAAUGGAUAUCUUAUAGCUCCUGUUCUAUGCAGGGUUGGAGAAUGCAUCAGGAGGAUGCUCACAAUUGCAUACCUAAUUUCGAUGCAUCACGAGGUAUUUCCUUCUUUGCGGUUUAUGAUGGCCACGGUGGAUCAGAAGUGGCACGAUAUUGUGCAGAAUACAUGCCUGAUUUCCUAAUGAAACUUCCUUCUUAUAAUAAAUUGGAUAUGAAGGAAACCUUAAAGCAGUUAUUCCUUGAUUUCGACGCUACAUUAGUAACUCCUGAAACUAGAACUGUUUUAAGUAAAAUGUCAGAGACAGACAAAGCCGAUAGUUCAUCAGAAAAAGAGUCACCUGCUCAAGUCCAUUAUGCUGCUGAUAUUGAUGGUGAUGAUGAUAAUGAUGGAGAGGAAGAUGAAAAUUAUUCAGAACUUUUGGCCUUGCGUGCUGAAGCAAACCAACCUUUAGAGGAUGUUUUAGAACAGUAUGGAGGAGAGGAUGCUUUACCUUCGAGCAUCAAGACUAUCCUGGAUACCCGACGUCAACAAAAAGUUGGUGAAUGUAGUCGUAAUUCAAGUAAAUCGUCGAAAAGUGUAUCAGAAGACAGUGAUUCAGAGUUGGACAAAACAACAGAUUCUUCUUGCACUAAAGUAUCCAAUACUACUGCUGACAAUCCUGUUGAAACUGUUGAACAAGGAGACUUAUGUUCUGAAUCUAGUUUUGGAACAGACAGUACUAAAUUUUCUAACAAUGAUGAAAAUACAAAGAAAGAGUUAUCAAGUGGAUCAUUAGAAAUGCCUACAGAUACAAAUGUAAACAAUUCUACAGUGGCUAAUACAAAGAAUGAUGUUGAUGAUGAAAGCGACGAUGAAAGUGCAGAUUUUGAUCCGUCAAUUGAAUUCGAAGAUAGCGAUGAUGACGAUGAUGAUGAAGAGGAAGAUGAGGAGGAGGAUGACGAUGAUGAAGAAGACGAAGAGGAUGACGACGACGACGAUGAACUGACUGGUUUUUCUAUACCACGUUCUAUAGCAGACACUGAAGAAUCAGAACCUGGAAUAGAUAGUGGGACAACUGCAUGUGUUGCUGUUCUUGUACCAGUCAAUGGUGUUAUACGCUUGUAUGUUGCUAAUGCUGGCGAUUCACGAGCUGUACUCUGUCGUGGUGGUGCUGCGGUCGACUUAUCAAAUGAUCAUAAACCUGAGGAUGAAGAUGAAAAAGCUCGGAUUGUUGCAGCUGGUGGAACUGUAACACGUGAUGGCCGAGUCAAUGGUGGUCUUAAUCUCAGUCGCGCCCUUGGUGAUCAUAGUUAUAAGCAAACUCCAAAUAUUCCAUUAACAGAUCAAAUGAUCACACCAUCCCCAGAUGUUACUGAAAUAGAUUUAAUUCCAUCAGCAGAUGAAUUUUUAGUCAUUGCAUGUGAUGGAGUAUGGAAUUCAAUGACAAGUCAAGAGGUUGUAGAAUUUAUUCAGGACCGUUUACAUCCUCCUACUAUAAACAAUAGCAGUAGUGAAAACACUUCAAACAGUCAUUCGAAUUCCGGUGCUGAUGUCAGUAAAAAUGGCAAUGAUCUUGGUGAGGUCGGCAAAUUGGAUUCGUCUGAUCAACUAACAAAAAUAUGUCAUGAAAUUUUCGAUCAUUGUUUGGCGCCGAAUACCGACGGUGACGGUACAGGCUGUGAUAAUAUGACCUGUAUUAUAGUUCGUUUUGACAAUCUUCCUGGUUGGGUUGAAUAUUACGAAAAUAAAGGUAAUGCAUUAAUUGAUUCAACUAUCAUAUCAAAAGUCAACGCCAAAAACACAUCGACGACAACAACACUAUCACCAAGGAAACGACCAAUCUGUCAUGAAACCUCCGAGGAUAGUAAUCAUGAUGGUGAAACACUUAUUACUAUUAAUGAUACCAAUGGAAAUAAUUCAUCUCCUACCAUUGAUAGUCAGACGACUACAAUAAAACGUCCAAAACUGGAAUUACUCCAAUCGGAGAAUUCCUUGGAACCAACAAUUACAAAUGGUAAAAGUAGCAGUGUUAACUAUUAA